GACGUCCACUCCACAUUCCCCUUUGACGGCACACCUCAACGAUGCUUGAGAUUGCCUGUUUCAAUGUUUCUUCCGCGAUUGCUGCAGCAGAGGCGGGCGCCGACCGUAUCGAGCUUUGCGCCGAUUACGCUGCUGGUGGUGUCACUCCUUCCGUCGACGCCUGGGAUGAGAUUCGCAAAGCGACAUCAAAGCCCAUCAAUGCCAUGAUUCGACCAAGGCCAGGAGACUUCGUUUAUACCACGCUGCAGCUCUACCAAAUGAAGCUGGACAUCCUGAACUUCAAGCCAGUAGCGAGCGGAUUCGUCUUCGGCAUUCUGGAUUCGGAAAACCGAGUUGACGAAGCGCGCAAUCGUGAGCUUGUGGAGAUGGCAGCAGGCCUUCCGUGCACAUUUCACCGGGCAUUCGAUACAGUUCCAGAUCAAGCGGAAGCAGUGGAGAGCUUAAUACGUUGCGGCUUCACGUCGAUCUUGACUAGCGGAGGCCCGGCCGACGCUGUGUCCGGGGCUGGGAACGUCGCUCGGCUGCAGAAAGAAUUCGGUAGCCGGAUCACAUUCAUUCUCGGAGGUGGUAUUCGAUCUAGUAAUUUAGCAGCGCUACGCGAACAAACGGACGUACCAUGGUAUCAUUCCGCGGCUAUCACACAGCCCGGUGAAAUGGUUGACCGGGAUGAAGUUUCGAGAUUACAGAGCAUACUGAAGAACAAUUGAGAAGACUAAAGCCAUGCGUCAUACCAGUGUGGUGCAAUUCUUCGGAUCGUCUAUGUACAGCACGCCGAAUAUUUACAAGCGAAAUUAACAUUAUCAAGUACGGGUAUCAUCCUCAUCGUUUUUCCCAAAUUCGUCAGGGUGUCUUUCUCUAUACAGCGUAUAACAGGGCUGCAAGUCCCACCAUAAUAAGCGAAGGAGUGCCUUUAUCCGCAGCGCCUGGAGUAGACGUUGCGGAAGUAGCUUCAUUCCCUGACGUAGCGGAACCGGUUGCCUGGGAUGCAGCAGUACCUGACGGGGCGGAGGUCUGGCCUGAACUUUGUGCCGAUGCCGUCGCAGUCGUCUCUACAGAUGUCUGCGCCGGUACGGAAACACUUCCUACAAUCGCUGUCGGGGGGAUCGCACUACCAACACCAGCUUCGGUCCAUUGAGGAGGAAUCGAGAGAGUUGCCGUGUUAGGUUUCGC
Molecule: messenger RNA, 1170 nt
Organism: Paraphaeosphaeria sporulosa
Lineage: Eukaryota; Fungi; Ascomycota; Dothideomycetes; Pleosporales; Didymosphaeriaceae
Exons: 1
Coding region: 42-707 (221 amino acids)
Molecular function (GO): copper ion binding
Source: RefSeq, a predicted model, not a curated record